AAUGCGAAAAAAAAGCCGCAAGGCUACUGUUGUAGUUUUUAUUGUGUUUUUAUUUUAGUUUUUGAAAGAUAUUUGUGUUUAAUUAUUGUUGUUAAGCCUCUAAAAGAGUGUACCAAUUAUCAAUUUAUCUAGUCUUAGGCGUAACCAUUCAAGUUUGCUGGCGAAACGGAGUUUUAACCGAGAACCCCUCAAAAUUUCACCUGUGAGUCAGUUUCAUUAGCACAGAAAGUAUCAAAAGAUAUAUAAAACCUCGUUUUCGAGGAAAAUCCCGCCAAUAUUAUCUUACUGAAAAUUUUACAUAAAAAAAAAUGGUAACAUACUUUUUACUGCAGCGUCUUAGGAAAUGGAGAAAUCGCUGAAUAAAUGCAUUAAAAACGUUAGCGCUGUCGCAAUAGACCGCUAGUAAUACAAUUCCAAUAAGAUUCUUGUUGGAAAGAUGUCUACAGUACAAAAUACUCUUUGGACUCAGUUACCAGCUGAGACCUUGGAUCCUAAAUAUGAGAAAUGCAGAAAUAUCACCGAAGAAAUAUACAAGAGGAUAAACAUAACCUUUCAAAUAAAAAAAUUGGAGACCAAUGUCCAAAGUGAAGUGUCUGAUUGCAGCGACCGCGACCAAAUAGACAGUAAUGAGUUGAGCAAUGAGACCGACCUUUUUGCCUGUGACAAGAGCUCAAUAUCAAGCAGCGAACUAGAAGCUAUGGAGCGAGGUAGUGCUGCAUGCGAGAAGUUUAUUAACAACAAUAACAAUGAGGAAAAAGUGAAAAAGACCACUGUUGUUUGCAAGAGACCCCGGAAGAGAUUCAGAAAGCGAGUGAAAAAGCAACAAACGUCAAAGAAAGAGUCAGAUGGUUCGAGCGAUGAAGCUAUACCACUGAGUCGAGUGGCCGUCGUUGAUAAUAGGGCCGCUAAGUCACCGUUGCACUCAUUCAUGGGAGUCCCUAAUGUUGUUAUCACGCCCAUUGAUCUGAAAAAACUAAAACUGCCCAUACCAGCUAGAAAAUCGGAUGCGAAGCAAACACAAAAAAUCAAAGGGGAGUCACCUAAAGUAAAAUCUUUCAAAGUCAUAGACAAGGCAGAGGUGAAAAAGGGCAUAGACAAGCCAGAGAUAUUGACUGUGAAGGACAAAAGCACUCCGGAAUGGAACUGUACUUUAUGCAGUUUGUCAUUUAAAGGAGAACGAGGGUUAAGACGUCACAUGACUAUGUCGCACAUAUUGAGUCCAGAGGAAGAAAAAAAAUUGAGCAAGUCACGAGAGGAGACUUAGAUUAGGUAACGCUUGUCAUCAAAACGGGCGAACCGGCGUGUACAGAAAAUUUUAUUUAAACGUAAAUGUUACGUCACUUCUAUUUCGCGAUGUCAUGAAUGUCUUGGUGUGUUUUUAAAAAAAUAUUGUGCAAAGUCAAUUAUAUUUUGGAAUUCAUUGAAAAUACGACGAAACGACGUGUGAAUUUUAACCGAAUAACAUUAGCCGAAAAUGUUCGACGAAUAUUUAUUAAGUUCGUCGAAUAUUCAUAAUGUUUGCCGAAUAUUAAGAAAACUUUCAUAGAAUCUUCAUAAAUUAGCUUUCAAAUAAAUGAAAGCAACAUUUUUGUAUUUCACUAAAUAAAAUUAAUUUGUGACAAAGUAUAUGUAUUCGGUAUUAAUUCACUCCGAAUUUUUACUUUAGAAGCCUUGGUUACCGAAUCUAAAAUAUAUUUGACUUCGUAAUUUCUAAUAUAAUAUAUUUAUAGUUAUAUAAGUAUUGAAAGAUAGUUAAUGCAUACAAACUCGCGCGUCGAAUAGAUUGAAGCCGAAUCUCUUAUAAGGCGCGGGCAACUAUUGCAGCAAUAAAUGCCCGGCAUUUAAUUGCACGGAAAGAUCUAUUCGACUCGCAGAGUGUAGAUAGCUAAUUGGUGGAUUUGGAAUUUUUGGGGGGUUAGGACGGUAAUGAAUUUGGAUGCGUGAAGUUUUAUUGUUUGUUAUCAUAGUAUAUACUCUUUUGUUAUACAAAAAACUAGUCGGAAAAGCUGUACCAAUGCUGUGGUGGGGUAUUAAGGUUAUCAAAAUAAAGAAAAAAGAUAGAGAAAUCAACUGUUUAGGUUAGUUUAUAUGACAUAUAACAAUAUAAUAAAGUCCACAUUACGAGCGAGUGUGAUAUAUAAUAACUCCUAAUAAAAUAGUGAUUGUUUAUGAUCUCCUAGUACCUAAUUUCCAUCUUCUCUUGUAUGUAUCAGAUAUAUUUUGAUAUUAUAAUAUCAAAUUCUACAUUGAUCAGAAAUCCAGGUUGUACGAAAAAAAAUUGACAUUUUGUUAGAUGUGUAUUUCUUCAAACAUUAACAAGGUGACAGCUCGAAGGAAAAUGAUGUCACUACCAGUUAUACUGUUUAUGAUGUCCUGGUACCUGAUUUCCAUAUAGCCUUGUAUGUAGCAAAUAUUUUUUUAUAUUAUAAUAUCAAAUUCUAAAUUGAUCAGGAAUCUAGGUUGUACGAAAAAAACGCCAUUUUGCUAGAUUUGUAUUUCUUUUAAAAUUAACAAGGUGACAGCUCGAAGGAAAAUGAUGUCACUACCAGUUAUACUGUUUAUGAUGUCCUGGUACCUGAUUUCCAUAUAGCUUUGUAUGUAGCAAAUAUUUUUUAUUAUAAUAUCAAAUUCUAAAUUGAUCAGGAAUCUAGUGUACGAAAAAAACGCCAUUUUGCUAGAUUUGUAUUUCUUCCAAAAUUAACAAGGUGACAGCUCGAAGGAAAAUGAUGUCACUACCAGUUAUACUGUUUAUGAUGUCCUGGUACCUGAUUUCAAUCUAGCCUUGUAUGCAUCAUAUAUUUUGAUAUUAUAAUAUCAAAUACUAUAUUGAUCAGAAAUCAAACAGUAACAAAAAAAAAAUGCCAUUUUGUUACAUUCUGUGAUUGCUCGAAGAAAAAUGUUUUUUUUUUUGUUGUGUGACCUGACAAAAUGUUUCUGACAAUGGACUAGUGUUAAAUUUAAACAAACAUCCCAACUCUAUUGUUUAUCCCCACUAAAUACUAUGAUAACAGCAAUAAUGAAGGCAGGGUCAAAAAUCUGUGAUCAGUGGUAUUUUUGUGAUUGUAGGGUAAAAAGGGAACAUGCAUUCAUGUUAUAGACAGAUGGGAAAUUAUACUUUAUCUGCGGCAACUUUAGCAUAAAACCUUCGAGGUCGGCGUGAUAUUACGCCCCAACCUAUAACGAAAAUAUCAGGCCAUAUCAAGACACGGUCAAAUUUGUUUGUAUUCUCUUU
Pararge aegeria (speckled wood butterfly) is the source of this 3232-nucleotide messenger RNA. RefSeq lists its product as uncharacterized. Lineage: Eukaryota; Metazoa; Arthropoda; Insecta; Lepidoptera; Nymphalidae. The transcript is spliced from 7 exons. The coding region runs from base 437 to 1264 and encodes 275 amino acids. The record is from RefSeq and is a predicted model, not a curated record.